Molecule: messenger RNA, 1284 nt
Organism: Amphimedon queenslandica
Lineage: Eukaryota; Metazoa; Porifera; Demospongiae; Haplosclerida; Niphatidae
Product: protein no-on-transient A-like
Exons: 7
Coding region: 43-1209 (388 amino acids)
Molecular function (GO): metal ion binding
Source: RefSeq, a predicted model, not a curated record
GGAUAAAAAAUAAUUUCGAGGUACCACCAUUCUAAUUUCUAAAUGGCAAAGCAGAGAGAAGUAUGCAAGUUCUAUCUUCAGGACAGAUGCCAUUAUGGGGCCAAUUGCCGGUUCCUCCAUCCACCAAAGAAUCAGCAACAAUUUGGCUAUGGGCACUCAUCAAAUACUGGUAGAUUCGAUAAUGGAAGAAACUGGGGAGAUAGACCGGUAGGAAGAGGAGGUAACCCUUACGCCCACGUCCAGCAACAAAAUUAUAGAGGGAGAGGAGGAGGUGGUGGGUGGGGCCAAAGAGGAGGAGGUGGUGGGUGGAGUCAAAGAGGAGAUGGGUGGAGCCAACGCAGUGAAAACUGGUCGGGCGGCAAUAACUGGAGAGGAGGAGGAGGAGGAGGGAAUUGGCACAAUCAUGAGAAUUGGAGAGGAAGAGGAAGAGGGAACUGGUCAGGGACAAGUCAUAGAGGAGGUUCGGGAGCAAAUUGGUUUAGUAAUAAUGAAGGGAGAGGAGGAGGAGGAGGAGGAGGAGGGGGGAACUGGUCAAACCCUAGGACUGGAGGGAAUUUGAAGAGUACUAGCUGGUUUGAUGGUCCUAGUACGAGACAUGAAAGACGAGUGAGCUGGGAGGAUGAGGUUAAUAAUAUGGUGAUAGAAGUAACCAGCACAGAACCAACAUCAGCUAAUCAAAUAGUUGCUGCUAUUAAAGAGGAUCUGUCUAAUUGGGAGAAAGGGUCAAUGUGGCCUCUUUCUUGUUAUUCUCCUGCUCCUUCAGGAGUGUGUCCUAAUCUUACUAACAUGGAGGAUCACUCAAUGGAAGAGAUUAGGUAUCUGGCUUAUGAAGCACAGGCUAAUGGGACUUUACAGCAAUAUAUAGAUAAUGUAAGAAAAGAGUAUGAAAAACAGCAAAGGUUAUUCCAGCAGUACCAAUCAACCACAACUGAUGAAAUAAUCCAUUUUGUCACAGGAUCAAGGCCAUAUACGACCCCAGCUAGUGUAAGAACUGGUUCUCAUUCUUCGUUAGUUGGGGCUGGUACCAAUGGUCUAGUAACUCCUGUCAAAGACCUCUUUGGCGUAAAAGAAACAAAACAAAACUCCACUCAUUCAUCAGAUUCGACUACAACGCAGCAGAUUAGUGAUACAGAUUUAAAAGCAUUUCAAGCCGACAGAUUUGUGGGUGGAGCCAUUCCAGAAACCCCACCUCCAACCAAUCUCUGUUAAUUAUUAACACCAUUAUUAUUAUAUAAUUAUUGUUGUAAUUUAAAAUAAUAUUAGUUGUACACACAAGGAUAAUGA